AGACCCUCACGUGGAGGGCGGCGGCGCGCGCGGGGGGCGGCGUUGUCGGGAGCGCGCACGCGCCGCGAUCCCGGAGCCCCGGCGAUCCCAGCACCCGGACCUUAACACCCUGGAAUUGCCCUUUUCCACGUGAAGCUCAGCCAUGACCGACCAAGAGUUUGUUCUCUGCAAGUGGAAGAGGCGUUUGUGGCCAGCCAAGGUUCUGUGCAAGCCUGGAGUUGCUGGGAGUGGUCCUGUUGCUGCCACGAAAAGGAUGGGAUUUAAAGCUGAAAUCCUUGGCUUGCAGAAGCAGGUCAGUGUGAGCUCUGCAAAUGCCUUUCCCCUGACGGAGGAGCGGAUCAAGGCCAUCGCCUCCACCCUGGAGCAAAAGAAAAACAUGAGGGAGGCCGUGGAGGAGCUGCAAUAUCGCUGUUCCCUUAAAAUUGCCCUGGAUAUUCUGCAUCAAACUGACUCAGAUGCUCAAGUGCCACCUGCAGAAGGACCAGAUCCCGAAUUUUCCUGGGAGAAUGGCGUGGGAUCUGCCCCACCCACCCCCUCCCGCAGCUCCUUGUUGCGCUCUCGCUCUAAAAAGUUGGAACCUGAGGCUGCCAAGAGGGAAAGAAAACCCCAAAAUAACUGUGGGCUGAAGGAUGAUCCCAAAGCACGGAGCCAGGGAGGUUCUGUGGCUCCAGAGGGGAGUGGAAAAGAACGUGGAAAGGGGGCAAACCCUUCCAAAGCACAUGGAAGUGGAGCCAGAGCACGUGGGGGUGGAACAAACCCUUCCAGGUGCGGUGCCAGGGACUCGUGUGUGGCACCAGCCCCUGACAGUCACAACUGCAAAAAGCCAGAGCCAUUACCCAGACAGAGGAAAAUCCAGCCCAAAACGAGGAGUGGAGUCUCCUGUAAGCUGAAGGUUGGAAGAAGUCAGCAAGGAAGGAAAAGAGGAUGUAGGGAUGAUUCCCCCCGGGAUCAAGCACAGCUGGCGCCUGAGGAGGGGUCUCUACCUGUCCCCUCUAAAUCUGUCACCGUGGAACCUCCCAGAAAGACAGGAACUCAGCCUGGGAGAACUUCCCUGGAUUUCUCCUGUCAAAGUGCCUCAGAUGAGCUGGAGAAAAGCAUCAGCAGUGAGAGUGAAAGCCUGGCAAAGCAGCUGGAUGGAAGGAGAGAGGCAGAGGGUGGAAAACACCUGGAUGGGGCAGGUGUGGCCUCAGGCACAGACAGGAAAUGCAGGAACCACUCUGGAUCCUCACCUGGGCCUUCUGGUGCCUCCCCUCAGCCUCAGGAGGAGGAAAACCAGGAUCCCUCACACCUGCCUGGGAAUAAAGCCCCUGACUCUGAGGAGGAUGAAGGGCUGGAACCUUCUGGGAUGUCUUCAAGGAGAGUUUCCUCGGAGAGCCUCCCUCCACUCUCACCUCUGGUGGAUGAAGAGGAGGAGAAUUUCCCCAGUGUUCUGUCCCAUCGAGAACCCAAAUUCUUUGAGGAAGGGAUGUUGGUGUGGUGCAAGCUGCGACGCUAUCCGUACUGGCCAGCUGUGGUGAAGGCAGUGAAGAGGAAGCACCGGAGGGCCUGUGUGCUCUUCAUAGAUGGCACCACGAAUGAGAAGAAAAAAGGUUUCUCAGUGUCUCUGAAGAGCCUGAAGCACUUUGACUGUGAGGAGAAGCAGGAGCUCAUAGAACGAGCUAAGGAGAACUAUUCCCGGGAGAUCGAGUGGUGCCUCCAGCUGAUCCUGGACUAUCGGAUCCGAGUGGGUUGUCAUUCUUUCACCGGGUCCUUCCUGGAGUAUUUUGCUGCUGAUAUCAGCUACCCAGUCAGGAAAGAGGGGUACCAGAGUGUGGUGCAGAUGGCAUUCCCAAACACAGAGGAGGAAGGGGCUGGAGGGUCUUCCUCAGACACUUCCCCUCAGAAACCCCCGAGGAAGCUCCUCCCUGACAGGACCAGAGCUGCCAGGGACAGGGAGAACAAGAAGCUGGUGGAGUUCAUAGUAAAGACAAAAGGGGCUGAAGAACAUCUCUUAGGGAUCUUGAAAAGUGGGAAACAAUCCCGCUGGCUGAAGAAAUUCCUGAAUUCCAGCCGCUACAUGACCUGUGUGGAGACGUAUUUGGAGGAUGAGGAGCAGCUGGACCUGGUGGUUGGGUACCUGAAGGAGGUGUACAGGGAGAUGGACACCAAGAACCUGCACCAGAUCCUGGGGGAUGGCAUCAGGUUCAUCUCAGAUGUGCUUUUACCUGAGGCCAUCAUCUGUGCCAUUGCUGCUGUGGAUGACAUCGAUUAUGAGAAGGCAGAAGAGAAGUACAUUAAAGGACCACCUGUGAGCAAAAGAGAGAGAGAGUUGUUUGAUGAGCAAAUCCUGGGAAGCAAAAAGCUCAAGACAGAGCUGGAGCCUGCGGAGAGCUGAGGAGUGGCUGGGGCUGCCCCGGGGCCAGGUGUAAAUAACCCGUGGUGAUUUGUAUAAAACGUGGCAUUCUUUGUAAAGUCUGUGUGUAUAUUCCCAAAUAUUCUGCUCCCAGACCCAGCUGGCUCUCAGCCCUUGCUGCUUCCCGUGGCCUCGCCGUGUUCAGCUGCCUGUGAUCUGUUGGAUCCACCUGGAUCCUCAUCCAUCAGUGCCCUCCUGGGGGGCUGGCAGAGCCCCCCAGUGCUGUGCAGAGCUGCCUGCUGCUACACCAACUUCCAUCGGGAUUCUUUUAGCCAAAUACCCGGCAUGGGAAGGGCUCUUGUCCUGGUUUGUGGCCAGUGGUGCCUGGUGGCCUCGCUGCUCUCGAUAUAAAACCAGGGGGUUCCUGCAGGAAACACUCCCGGGGGGGGUUCACCCUUCCUGCUGCAAGUAUCUCCAAGUGUGGGAAGUCAGACUGGUGCCUGGAUCCAUACCUGCAUCACAAAGCGUUGGGCUUUUGUUGUUAUGACAAGUAAAAUUCCAUGGGCAGGGAAUCCAGGUUUGCUUAAACAAAAACAUUCCCUUUUCCUAGCGCAGUGAACCACUGGAUGCUGGUUUAUUGCCUCUUUUGAGGCUGUGAAUUUAGGGAGGCUUUAAUUGUCUUUUUCUCAUCUAAAUUCCCAAUUUAAUCCUGCCCAGCUCCCUGCCCACGUUUGCUGGAGCCGUGGCACAUGGAAGCAGUGUCACCAAGAACUAAUUAAUGAUGAAUAAUGAUAAAUGAUACAUAAAACCCCCUGAUUAGGGUUUCUCUGUGAUAAUGAAAUGCGAUCUCCUUGCUUGUCCAGUAAAACCCAGGAUGAUUUGAAAUGAAGAAGUUUCAAAUUGGGAUCCAGAUGUCUAUCCUGGCUGUAGCAAUUAUCUGAAUACAUUUUAAUUACACUUCUAAUUGCUCUGUGCUCUCUAAUGAGUUUCACCACGGAAUCCUUAUUCCCAUUAUCUCAAGUACCUCAAUGCUAGGGACAGGCCAGGAAGUGAGGGUUUUAUUAAAACUUGUGAGGAGGGAUAAUGAGUUUUAUGGGAUAGUAUAAAAAAUUAACGACAGGCUUAACUCAGAGCUGUGAGUGGCACUUUCCCUUUAGAGGUGAGAGGCUGGGGAGGGAUUUCCUGCCCCUCAUCCUGGUGCUGUGAGGUAAUUUGGAGAUGGGGGAUCAACUUCCCCCUCUUUACAUUAACCCUGUGUUCCCUUCUCAAUCAAAAUUCCUCAACUGCUGUUAAGAUCCUGCUCCACACCAGUGCACAGAAGCAGAACCACCUCACCUCGUCUUCACAGCAGCUGUGGAAUGCUGGAAUGGUUUGGGUUGGAAGGGACCUUAAAGCGCAUCCAUGGGCAGGGAUACCUUCCCCUAUCCCAGGUUGCUCCAAGCCCCGUCCAGCCUGGCAUUGGACACUUCCAGGGGUAACCCUGACCUUGUACCACCCCCAUCCAGUGCUGCCCAGCCAGUCACUCACUGGUCCUGGACACCAGGCUCAGCCUCACCAUGUACAAAUCACGUGGACCUAAUAAAGUGGGAUGAUGUGAAUCAUCAAAGAUUUGCUGCUUUUGUUUAAUUAUUUUAAUCUGUGGUGGGUGGUGCUCAGGCUGGUGCUUCCACCCUGGUUUUACAGCAGGUGAAGAUUGGUUUUAUACAUCAGAUAAAGCUGUAAUAUCCUGUCUCUGUCUCGGUUUCACAUUAAUAAUCAUUGGAAAAUGAA
This is a messenger RNA of Corvus hawaiiensis (hawaiian crow), 4102 nucleotides long. RefSeq names its product PWWP domain containing 3A, DNA repair factor (gene PWWP3A). Bases 143 to 2374 code for a protein of 743 amino acids. The transcript is spliced from 15 exons. Lineage: Eukaryota; Metazoa; Chordata; Aves; Passeriformes; Corvidae. The record is from RefSeq and is a predicted model, not a curated record.